AAGACAUAUUAUACUGUCUUAAUUUCAAAAAUACCAUUGUCUUAAAUUGGUAGUUUCCACUAUAGAACACUAGGUAUAUUAUUACAUAUUAGAUAAAUAUAGGUCAGUUAUAAACGAUUAUAAAUACCUUUAUAAUAAUUAAUGAUAUAUAGGCACAUUGCACAAUUGGGUAAAAACAAAUUCUAGAAAACAGGGGACAUAGGCUCAUAGCAAUAAGCUAGGUACUAAGGUACAACUAAGCGCAUAAGUCCGAGAACGAAUGCAAUUUAACAAAAUGUAUAUAACAUAUUAUUAUGUUGACUUACUUGACUUGUCGGAAACGAUGUUGUUAUUUGCGUUGACUUAUGCGUCCGUCCUCGGUAGGAAUGAGUUGCGAAGACCGGCAUCGUCGACCACCGCAAGGAAAACGACGACAGACGAUUGGCUGGGCCUGCGGCCGAAAAGCAACGCGGAGAUAACGUCGUACGAACCAUCGUCACACGGCGGUAGUGGUCAAAAUGCGUCGAGGCGACACGACUUUAGGCGACAGAGCACGCAACAGCGAACGUCGCGUUCGGCGGGCUUGUUGUUCAGCGAUGACGACGACAACGACGACGACGACGACGACAAGAAGAAUAAGACCACCAACCGAAAUGUUUUUGACUCGUUAGCCGAUGGCACGUACCGUGGUACCGGUGUAAGUGCCGUGCCUUCGCCGGUCCCAACCACGGUCAAUGGAGACGCCGACCGGACGUGGACCACGGUUUCCGAGCCACAGAUGCUGUCGAAACGCCGAGAGACGUCACCGUCCAUCGUCACGGUCGCCAAGAAAACCACGGCAGCCUCAGAAAAUAUGCCUUCUUGGCUAAGUGGGUUAAUACAUAACACAGACGAAACGACCACCCUGACUAUUGCUCCUCCGCCUACUACUCAUCAUAAUUUGUCCACUGUCAAAAUCGUCGACGAAGAUGUUCCUAAAAAAACUGAGAGAAUUGAAAACGAAAUCACGGAAGAGAAACCGUCUACGAUUUUAUCGUUGCUCAGAGGAAAAGACAGUAUCCAAACAUCCAUGUUAGAAUUGAUCCGAGAGCUGGCUAAAAAAAAACAAGACAUACAGCAGGCUGCAAUCACAUUGAUCCAAGAGCAACAAAACAGCGACCUCCUUAUUAAAGCGUUUUUAAUGGAUAAUAGUUAUUCUGUAAUGAACCCCGAUACACAAGAGUUAGAACGUCUACGGUCUGAGAAUCACAAAUUUCAACUGACGAACGAUCAUCUUUCAAAAACUCAUGAAUUAGAAUUAGAUGCCUUAAAGACUAAAUAUGAAUUACAGCAAAAUGUGUUGCAUGAAAAGCUAGAUCGUUAUGAGGAGCGAGUAAAUGAGCUGGAAGAAGAACGAAAAGCCGAUAUGACGGAACGGAAAGAAAAUGAAAAGCGCUUAAAAGACAUGUAUGAGGAAAGAUUACGUGUGAUGCACGAGAGUCAUUUAAUAGAUCUAAAACAAACUACCGAAGUUCAAAGGAUUAAAAUGAACCAUUUGGAAGAAGUCGAAUCCUGCUUACGUGAUUCAAAGCCAAAGCGUUUGACCAGCGAAGAGAUGACCGCUAGAGAGAUUUCUAUUACUGCCCAAAACAAACAACUUAAAGAUUUACAGGAAGAAGUAGAUAAGCAGAUGGCCAUGUUGGAAGGAGAAAGAUCAGCUCUUCAAAUGAAAACCGAAGAAUUUCAAUCGAGAAAUCAACGGGAACGAAAUGAACUGGAACUCUUUAAUAAAGAGCUAAAACGAUCUAUGAAGGCGUUUGAGGAUGGUCGUAAAAUAUGGGAACGUGAAAAAAAAUCAGAAACACAAUAUAUUGAAAGUCGCAAACAAGAGUUAGAGGAUGUUCGUUCGUCGGUCAUUGAAGAACAGCGCAAGUUAGCAGAAGAAAGGUUCGAAGUGGCUUCUGAACGAUACAGACUUGAAACCAUGCUGAAAUUAGAUGCUGGUACAGGGACCGAUUUGAUACAAGCUAAAGUGGAAGUGAAAGAGAAUUUUAAGGAGCUAAAAAGAAAAGAAAAAGAAUUAGACAAACGAUUGGAACAUACAAAAGAACUGGAAAAACGUUUAGCUGAUGAAAAAAAUGGAUUGCAAGAACUAGACGACCAAAUUAAAAUGAAGUCAAUUCGUGCUGAAAAAAUGUUUAAGAUGGCACUUUCAAAACAAGAAGAAGGCCUAAAGGCUUUGGAGAAUGCUAAAGAUAUUCAAAAUAAGUUUGAUAAAAAAGGUAAAGAUAUUCAGAAUCGACUGUUGGACGUUAUAAAACGUGAAGAAAAUAUUGUUAUUGAAGAAACUAAAAUAGCCAAAGAAAAGGAUGCGUUUAGCAAAUUACGAAAAAAACUUGAUUUGGUUCUACCUCAAUUGUCUGGAGAUGAAAUGCGUUUUUUAAAUCCUAAGCUGAAUAAACAUGAAGCUGAAAAAGAAGUAUACUUCAAGACAACUCAAUUAUACUAAUAGUAAGCUUUGUACUAUCCAAUCUUUUUGUUACAUAUUUGACUAUAAAAUAUAGUUUCUGGUUACAUUUGGUUUUACUUGUAAUAUACAAUAUAUUAAGAUAUAUAAUAUAUAUACAUGGUUUCACUCAUAGACCUAUAUAAGUCUAUGGUUUUACAGUAUUGUUUGUUAUCUCCAGUUAUUCUCUGUAAUUUGUACACAAGCUGCUGCGUAAAUAAAUGUUAUUACUUAUAAUCUAUUAUUUUUUUAUGAAUUAAGUAUUUAUUUCUAAUUUUAAAGCAAUGUAAAAAAGUAAGUGGUAUUACUAUAAGUAACUUGGAAUUAACGGAAUUAGUUAUACUUGUCAAAUUCAACAGAACCUUAAAAUAUUUUCACUUACCAUUUAAUUCACAUUUAAAUCAAUGUUACAGAUUUUUGAAUUAUAUAUUCCAUAGCUUUAAAAAUUAUGUACAUAUUAGAAUCCUACAGUCUACAUUUGGUUUUUCAAUAUUUUAGCAAUAUUAAGUGUUGUUAUACAUACAAAACGACUCAGACAUUUAUC
Metopolophium dirhodum (rose-grain aphid) is the source of this 3008-nucleotide messenger RNA. Its product is annotated as trichohyalin-like. Gene Ontology annotation, cellular component: ciliary transition fiber; centriole; ciliary basal body. Gene Ontology annotation, biological process: establishment of epithelial cell polarity; cilium assembly. The coding region runs from base 260 to 2467 and encodes 735 amino acids. NCBI's taxonomy places the organism in Eukaryota, Metazoa, Arthropoda, Insecta, Hemiptera, Aphididae. The record is from RefSeq and is a predicted model, not a curated record. The transcript has 8 exons.